Aspergillus steynii IBT 23096 is the source of this 1642-nucleotide messenger RNA. RefSeq lists its product as uncharacterized. The record is from RefSeq and is a predicted model, not a curated record. The transcript is spliced from 2 exons. The coding region runs from base 105 to 1556 and encodes 483 amino acids. Lineage: Eukaryota; Fungi; Ascomycota; Eurotiomycetes; Eurotiales; Aspergillaceae.
AUCGCAAAGAGAGUGAGAUUGAUUACCGGCCUCCGUGCGACAAUCCCCAGCGUCGGACUUGAUUCCUUCGCUACCCCAAACACCACUCUUUAGUUCAAUAGACCAUGUCACAAGACAGCGAGACCCGGCUGUCGCAGACGUCUCUAGCUCCCCCGGCAGAGAUAUCUGCUCCUGCUACCCCUGUUCACCGUUCGAACCUUUCCGCUUCUCCGGAGCCGAACGCAAGGGCGGAGAGCCUUGCUUCACGCUCCGAGAAAAGUAAAUUUCUUUCGCCGCCAGCGCUGUCUUCAUCGGAUAUGACCCCACCACCCUCCUCCCAAGUUCCACCGGCUCCCUCCCGAAGGUCAGGGUCCCGAUCUGGCUCGUAUCUUGCAUCUCCACCAGAUCUCGAGAAGACCCUCUGCGUCGCCUACGGGGCUUCCGAGAACCUCCCAACUGCCGAGGAAAUCGGUGCUGCAGACGAACCCGGACUGCGUACAAUUGCUAAGGAAUUGCUGGGCGUAGCCCAGGAGGCCCGGAUGUCAGCACUGCAUUUCAAGCUGCAGAAUAGCCUUUUGUCUUUUACGAGCAAUGAAGCCAUAAAACGUGCUGAGGUCGAACAUCAGUUAGCCCGAAGAGAGGUCGAGAUCCUCCAGAGCUCGGAGUAUCGCAGUCGGCACUCUGAAACCAAACCGCUCCAGCCCAUAGCCAACGUGGAAUUGGAAAUUGCCCUCAAACGUAUCCAAGACCUCGAGGGAGCCAAUGCUACAUUGGACCGAAGACUUCGCCGGUCCAAGAAACUUAUCGAACAGGAAAGAGAAAAGUCGGAUCGGUUGGUGGAGGAAAACUGUUUGCUGAAGAAGCGCAUCAGGGAUAACCGUGAACACUUUUCGUUGAUGAUUGAGAAUGGCUCAUUGUCCCCCAGUCCGCAAACAGAAAUCCAGACCCCUCAUAGAAGACUCAUGCCGCACUUCACGGAUGACAGCCAGCACCUUAUGAGCCGAGGAGACAGCAGCAACCCGUUUGCCGCUCUUCUGGCCGCCGAUCGGGUUCUCAAUCGAGAAUCAUCCAACAUCACUUCUACCCCAAAUCGGUUCCGCGUCCCGAAACACGAUGCAAGUGGACAUUUUCGUGGAUCUCAUUCGCUGUCGUCUCUUCCCAUGACGCCCGCCCGCUCUCGAAACAAUCGCCAGGAAAUUCAAUACCAGACCCCGGGAGGGGAUUCAUCUGAAAGGAACCGCGACAGGGACAGCACGAUCUCCGCAUCCGAUAUUGAGGAGGCUGAAACCGAGGAAGAUAUUCCCGUUUCUCACGCUGGUGCUUUGGCGACCCGCAUGUUUUAUCGCAACAAUCUCCCGACAAAUCGCCAGGAUGGUCGAAGCGUGGGAAAUGCACCUAAGUCCAGCACUCUUCUUCAGACGAAAUUGUUUGGUCAGGUCAAGAAAUCCGGCGUUGAGCGUUCGCCGAACAAUCUUAAGCGUAAGGCAAGUUUUGACGGUGCGGGUUCAAAGAAAGCGAAAGCUGAGGAAAGAGUGGGUCUCGGUAUUGGCACUUGGAACAGUAACGAUACGAGUUAGUGCAUGAGUUCUUGUGCCUUUCUAAUUCUGCCGCUAUUUGCGAUGGAGACCUGGAGUUUUAGGACAGGAUUGGACGAUUCAGGCCU